GCCCCCUCUAGUACCCAUCCAAACGGUGCCUCUGCCGCCGCGGCGCACCGAAGUCCCAACCCCGGGACUUGCCCCUGGAAUUUCGCACUCCGUUGAGGGUAGACCCAGUUCCCUGGGUCAGCCAAGCCCUCCUAUAUCGCAAAGGUCGCAUUUAUGGAAUCCCUGGCACCAGCAAUGUCAACCCUUUUGUUCCUUGAUCAGAACACACCGGCGACUUCCCGGCAAUCCUCCUCUGUACCCUCCUCUGCCGGCCAGGUCAUUGUCAACGGAGUCAGUCUUGGACAGACAGACAUCAUGAGCCUCCAGGCGCUGGUUGGGGUUGUUAUGCCGGGGUCUUACUGGUACGAUCGCCGCAGUGGAGCUUACGGGGUACUGCAAGGGCCUUGCAGCGGCUGCCUGUCGCCUGGCCUACCUCUUGGCGGUGGGCAACUUGCCCCGGAUGCCUCCGGCAAUACUGGCACGGGAGUGUUUAUCAACGGCCGCCAGAUUCACAGCGUGGAUGUCGCAGGUCUGCAGAGAGCAGGAGUAGUUGUGAUGCCUGGACGUUGGUGGGUCAAUGCUGACGGUAGCUACGGAGCAGAAGGAAAUCCCGUUGUUCUCGGCCGCCUGAAUUUGCACGCUUCGGCUGAUGCCGGUGGCGGCACUGGUGGCAGCCACAGUUGGUCAACGAGCAUGGGGCACUACGGGGGUAGUGAUGGACAGGGAUUCAGCUAUGUGGGAGGUCCUGGAUGGAGCUACUACAGUGGAUGAUGCAACAUCGAGCAUGUUCCAAUGUCGAACCA
Microdochium trichocladiopsis is the source of this 782-nucleotide messenger RNA. RefSeq lists its product as uncharacterized. Bases 154 to 750 code for a protein of 198 amino acids. Lineage: Eukaryota; Fungi; Ascomycota; Sordariomycetes; Xylariales; Microdochiaceae. The transcript is spliced from 3 exons. The record is from RefSeq and is a predicted model, not a curated record.